This is a messenger RNA of Cooperia oncophora, 183 nucleotides long. NCBI's taxonomy places the organism in Eukaryota, Metazoa, Nematoda, Chromadorea, Rhabditida, Trichostrongylidae. The record is from the annotation of a GenBank genome assembly.
AUGCAUAGGUCAUUCACCCGUAAGUGGUUGCUGCCUGAGAAUGUCGACCUGGAGGCAAUUCGAACUCAGCUUGAUGACAAGGGUCAUUUAUCCGUGGAAGUGCCGAAGCGUAUAGGGCCAAAGCGUAUCGAAGGUCAAGCGCAGAAAAAGUCUAUCCCUAUAAUGGCCGCCCCUAACAGGUGA